This is a messenger RNA of Closterium sp. Naga37s-1, 1157 nucleotides long. The record is from the annotation of a GenBank genome assembly. NCBI's taxonomy places the organism in Eukaryota, Viridiplantae, Streptophyta, Zygnematophyceae, Desmidiales, Closteriaceae.
GAGCAGUUAGGACGUCUGCAGAUGCAGUCAAGGGGUCGAAUUUAGCAGCGGAUGGAGCAGCAGCAGUGGCAGGAGCAGCAGCAGGAGCAGGAGCAGUGGCAGCAGUGCUUGGUGCAUGUGAUGCUGAUGGGGGAAAUGGAGCAACGGCGGGCAGGGAGGGCAACAGGAGCGAACAAGGUCUCGUGCAGCUGUUACUGUCAGAGCGCGGCCUCAUGAGGGAGCAGCUGGGCCACUUCCUGCUCGACCCUCUGCGCCUCGACCUCGGCCCGCUCAUCGCAACGGGUGCCUCGGGGGAGGUGCGCCGAGGCAGGUACGCUGGCGAGCCCGUGGCUGUGAAGAUUCUCAAGGGGGAGGCCAGGAGGGAUGGGGUUGUGGCGGGGAUUGGGGGUGGGGCGGGAGGAGGAGGGGGUGCAGGUCUGCUGCGCUUCUACGGCGUGUGUGUGGACGUGCGGCGCCGCAUGUGCAUCGUCACCAAGCUCAUGCCGGGUGGCACUCUGCACGACCUGCUGAGGAGGAGAAAUGGUGUGGGCCUGCCGCUGCCGCAGCUACUGCGUGUGGCAAUGGACAUUGCUUUGGGGAUGCGCUUCCUGCACUGCCAUGGAAUCAUUCACCGCCAACCUUCCUGUCUCCACCACACCCCUCCCCGCCCUCCCUCUCACCCCAGCGACCUCAAGACGGCCAAUGUACUAUUGGACGAGCACGGGCGGGCAGUGGUGGGGGACUUUGGAGUGGCGCGGCUGGUGGGAGACGGAGCGGAGAUGACCAAGGAGGUGGGCACAUACCGCUGGAUGGCCCCUGAGGCCUUUGGCACCACGGGGCACUGGUCUGUCACCCCUCGCAGCGACGUCUACAGCUUCGGAAUUGUGUUAUGGGAGCUGCUGACUGCACGGUUACCGUACGAGAGUUACUCGCCGCUUCAGGCUGCAGUGGCAGUGGCGCUGAAUGGGCUGCGGCCGGCGAUACCAGCGGGGUGCCCUGAGGGGCUCAGGCGGCUGAUUGAGGCGUGCUGGGCCAGGGACCCUGCUGAGAGGCCUGACUCAGAGGAUGUGGUGCGCGUGGUGCGAGGAUUGAGGCAGGAGUUGCUGGGGGAAGAGAGUGUGGAGGACGAGGAGACUAGUGGGGGGGAUGGGGAGCAGGUUGUGAGUGGUAGGGAAUGA